Messenger RNA from Acanthosepion pharaonis, 1746 nucleotides. The record is from the annotation of a GenBank genome assembly. Lineage: Eukaryota; Metazoa; Mollusca; Cephalopoda; Sepiida; Sepiidae.
AUGGCAGCUUGUGCUUUACAAAGUACUCUUUCUCGUCUCUGCCGAAGAUAUUCUUCACCCGUUUUAGGCUCGUUGUCUUACCAGAUUCGUCGACCAUAUGCUCAAGUAGCAGUUGCUGGUCUCCCAAGUUUUGUAAAAGUCGUAGAAGUUGGUCCGCGGGAUGGAUUGCAAAACGAAAAGACAAUUGUUCCAGCAGCAACUAAAAUAGAAUUUAUCAACAAGUUAUCUUCAACUGGCUUGUCUGUCAUCGAAGUAACCAGUUUUGUUUCUCCAAAAUGGGUUCCCCAGAUGGGGGACCAUAUGGAGGUGAUGAAGGGUAUCCAGAAGAACCCCAAUACAACAUACACUGCGUUGACACCAAAUCUGAAGGGAUUCCAAGGAGCUCUGCAGACAGGAGCUGAUGAAGUGGCCAUAUUUGGUGCAGCAUCCGAAACAUUCAGCAAGAAAAACAUCAAUUGUUCCAUUGCGGAAAGUCUAAAAAGGUUUGAAGCUGUGACACAAGCAGCCCAAAAAGCAAACAUUCCUGUCCGAGGUUAUGUAUCUUGUGUACUUGGCUGUCCGUAUGAAGGUGACAUUCAACCAGAGAAAGUUGCUGAGGUUUCAAAGUCCCUCGUUGAUCUUGGCUGCUAUGAGAUUUCUCUUGGGGAUACAAUUGGUGUUGGCACUCCAGGGGCAAUGCGACAACUCAUCUCUAUCGUGUCAAACUAUGUACCUAUAGAAAAAUUGGCUGUCCACUGUCACGAUACUUAUGUUGAACUUUCUUUUUCCUUUUUCUUCUCUUUCGUCUUUCUUUUCUUUGCUCUUUUCCUUUCUCUUUUCUUUUCCUUUCCUUUCUCUUUUCUUUUCUUUUCUUUUCUCUUUUCCUUUCUCUUUUCCUUUCUCUUUUCCUUUCUCUUUUUUCUUUUCUUUCUCUUUUUUCUGUUUUCUUUUCUUUUUUCUUUUCUUUCUUUUUUCUUUCUUUUUCUUUUUUUUCUUUUCUUUUUAUUUAUUUUCUUUCUUUUUUCUUUUCUUUUCUCUUUUCUAUUUUCUUUUUUCUUUCUAUUUUCUUUUCUUUAUAUUCUUUUUUCUUUUCUUUUUUUCUAUUCUUUUCUUUCUUUUUUUUUUCUUUCUCUUUUCUUUUCUUUCUCUUUCUCUUUUCUUUUCAUUCUCUUUUCUUUUCUUUCUCUUUUUUCUUUCUCUUUUCUUUCUUUUUUCUUUUCUCUUUUCUUUUUUUUUUUUUCUUUUUUUUUUCUUUUCUUUUCUUUUCUUUUUCUUUUCUUUUUUUUUUCUUUUUCUUUUCUUUUCUUUUUUUUUUUUCUUUUUUCUUUUUUCUUUUUUUUUCUUUUCUUUUCUUUUUUUCUUUUCUUUUCUUUUCUUUUUUUCUUUUCUUUUCUUUUUUUCUUUUUCUUUUUCUUUUCUUUUUCUUUUCUUUUUCUCUUCUUUCUUUUCUUUUUCUCUUCUUUCUUUUCUUUAUAUUUUCUUUCUUCUUUUCUUUUUCUCUUCUUUCUUUUCUCCUUUCUAUUUUCUUUUCUUUCUAUUUUCUUUUCUUUUUCUCUUCUUUCUUUUCUCCUUUCUAUUUUCUUUUCUUUCUAUUUUCUUUUCUUUUUCUCUUCUUUCUAUUCUCCUUUCUAUUUUCUUUUCUUUCUAUUUUCUUUUCUUUUUCUCUUCUUUCUUUUCUCCUUUCUAUUUUCUUUUCUUUCUAUUUUCUUUCUUUUUUCUUUGCUUUGCUUUAUUUGUUAUCUCACAGAAACCAAACAAGAUUUCUGA